This is a messenger RNA of Pelobates cultripes (western spadefoot toad), 1893 nucleotides long. The record is from the annotation of a GenBank genome assembly. Lineage: Eukaryota; Metazoa; Chordata; Amphibia; Anura; Pelobatidae.
CUGCACCCAGGCUGCCAGUGCCAUCCCUCCUGCUAAAUCCAACCACCGUGCCUCUACUUAGUCUGCCAGCCUGCCCCCCCCCCCCAACUCCUUGUGCCCUCUCUCCUGGCCCCUGGCAGUCACACAGACCCCCAGCACCUGGCACUACCCCCUGGCUACUGCCAGCCAUGGAGAGCAAGCGCUGCUUUACCAACCCCUUCUCUGACUACAAAGGCAGCUUGCUGACCGGCCAGAGCUGUGAGUCUGGGGUCCCUCUCAUCCUCAGGAAAGUGGAGAGCAUUCUCCAGCAGCUGCCCACACAGGGGGGCCAGGAGGGCGGGCUGUAUGGAGGGCUGGCCGGGGUGGCUUACAUGCUCUACCAAGUCUCCCAAAGCAAGCUGUUCAGCUCUCAGAGGGAGAGCUACCUGCACAGAGCCUGCACCCUGAUAGAGUCCUGUGUCCUUUACUAUGACAAUGAGCAGGACAGGGAGACCAGGGCAUCCUUCCUGCUAGGUGGGGCUGGGGUCUAUGCAGUGGCUGCCCUCAUCUACAAAGCUUCUGGGCUCAAGGACUUCAAUAAACCCCUCGAGAAGUUUAAGGAACUGUGGAGGAUCUGUGUCCCCCUGGGCUUCCUGGAGUGUGGCUCAGAUGAGCUUUUUGUGGGGAGAAGUGGCUACCUGUGUGCUGCCCUGGUGAUUAAACAGAAGUUGGGUGUUGAGGUAAGAGGGGUGUCUUCUCCGUGUGCCCAGGGGUGUCCUACCAGUGACGGAUAAAAAGUAGUGCAAACUGUGUGUCCCCUCUGGGCACAAAUGCAAUUAUAUGUACAUCGUAAUUAAUAAGCUUCAAAUGUCAACAAGAUAGUUAAAUCCAAGAAUUGCUGAAAAUCACAAUGAUAUGUUAUUGAGUUUUGGAAACAUUAGCAGAGUAUAAGUGUUUGCUUACUAUGGUCACUGAAAUCAAAACAUAUAUUAAAGGGAAAACAGACUUGCCAAUAAAUGGUAGGCAGAGUUAGCUUUCAUUGAUGCACAGUGAGCUGAGUCAGGUUGCUCUGUGGUAAAUAUGUAAUAUAAUAUCUUUACACAGGAAUUUCUUCACUACAAAGUGAAGUAGACAAAAAAAUUGGCCUAAAUUAUGCAAUACAUUUAUCAUUUCGUUAAAAUAUAAAUUGUUAGUGUACAAACUAUUUAAAAUACUCACAUAAGUGAAAUGAGACUGAACAACAGAGAAUUUUGGUGUGGGGUCUAACACUUCAAUAGGCAAAAUAGGGGCAGGCACCAUCCACCAUUUUCUUGUAAGUAGAUAGCUCAAGAGCUUUUUAAAACCUAUACUGAAUACUUUCCCCAGGUUUAAGAAAUUUAAAUAAUCAGUUACUGAGUAUGGUCCUUUCCUAUGGUGAUAUGCAGCAUAUUUCCAUACUGCUAUAUUGUUCAUUAAAAUUUUAAAGACGUUGCAUAAGAAAAAAAAAGUAGUUUUAAAGACAAUAGUAUUAGUGUCUAUCAUAUCCAGUAACACUUUAUUGGUAUUUUCCCCUUCUGCUAUGCAAAUGGCACUCAGAUAUAUACUGCUGGCAGAGAGUAUGAAAGAAUUGUUUUAAUGAACACAUCAUCCACAAGGGUAAGGGGCAUUUCUGGGGACUAACCUAAGUGAGUACCUGAAAAUCACCAGGUCUGGCUAGAAAUAUAGAGGGAGACAUGACAACUUCAAUUUCAUUGUGACAAUUAUAUUUUGAUACACCAUAUCCCUAACACAUACAUGAAAGCUCCUUUCCCCCAAACAUUUACUAUAGCCCUUUCAUCCACACAGAUACACACUACAUCCCCUCUCCACACACACUACACCACUAACACACUACACUGCAAACAGCCCUAUUCACAGCCACAGCCACAGCCACAGCCACAAAACAAUCUCCCCUGA